This is a messenger RNA of Fusarium poae, 1584 nucleotides long. RefSeq lists its product as uncharacterized. The record is from RefSeq and is a predicted model, not a curated record. Bases 1 to 1584 code for a protein of 527 amino acids. Gene Ontology annotation, molecular function: cysteine-type exopeptidase activity; dipeptidase activity. NCBI's taxonomy places the organism in Eukaryota, Fungi, Ascomycota, Sordariomycetes, Hypocreales, Nectriaceae. Gene Ontology annotation, biological process: proteolysis. The transcript has a single exon.
AUGAUCGGGUACGCUGCUUUAGCCUUCACCUGGCUGGCCUGUCCAGCAUCAGCCAGCUAUGCCUUCUAUGUCGGCAAGAAUCUCACCCAAGACGGCAGCGUCAUAGUCGGAGGCACCGGCGAAGAAGUGUCAAGUCAUUGGCUUCAACUCUUCCCAGCUCGCGACCACCCGCCUAAUUCGACAAUCACUGUCGGUGUCACAAAAGAUGCCACAUUUCCUGGAGAGCUCAUUGAAAUUCCUCAAGCGAACCACACGUUCCGAUACAUGAGCAUGGAGUACUCCGACUUUGAGGGCUUUCCCGCACCAUUGACUAAUGGUGGUUUGAAUGAGAAGGGUGUUACGGUCCGUGACGUUUGGGCUGAUAACCGUGAUGAGCUCCUCGAGAUGACUCCCAAUCCUCAGCGUGGUGUCCAAUACAGUGAUUUUGCACGCAUUGUUAUGGAAAGAGCCAGCAGUGCUCGCGAAGGUGUUGGGAUUAUUGGUGAUUUAAUGGCAAAAUAUGGUGAAGCUACAUAUGGUGGAAACUCACAUCUCAUCGCCGACAAGGAUGAGGGAUGGGUUGUCUGGGAAAUGGCUGGUGGUCAGAAACUCUGGGCUGCCCAGCGUCUUGGACCAAAUGAUGUCAAAGUCCUUUACCCCGGUUACAUCGAAAACUUCCCUACCGACUUUCAAGAUAGUCCCGACUAUGCUGGAUCCAAUAACAUUGUGUCAUUCGCCGUUGAGCAAGGAUGGUGGAACAAGACUUCAGGCAAGCCAUUCAACAUCUUUGAUGUCUAUGGUCCUCAAGAUCCUCGCUACAAGGCUCGUGAUGGGGGAUACAAGUUCAUGUCUCAGGCAGCUCUAGAGAAUGCGACUCUUGCGAUGGUUCCCUUGACAGAGGCCAAGAUGAUGCAGAGGGUGCGCGAUCCUCGAAUUGCCGACGACGAGGCUGGAUAUGGGCAAGUUGUCAGCCUCCACGACGGAAUCGAUCGAGACAUGUUGCGAAUCUGGAAUGCCCCAGCCACUUCCGUUGCAGCACCAUUCGUCCCAUGGUGGCUCGGCGUCCAAUCUGUUCCUCCGGAGUUUGGCGAACACCGUUAUCUGACAACCGGAGCAUCCAGCAGCUUCCUCAACCCGGAUUAUCAGCUACAAGAAGCUUCCGAGUUUGCUGGUCGCAUCUUUAAACGAGUGCUGUACUAUAUGUGUUCAGAGCCCAACAAGUACCAUCCCAUUGUUACAGAGAUGUUUGAACAGUUUGAGAGUGCGUCUCGCGCUCAGCUUCACGGCUGGGUUGAAAAGACGGCGUUGACUAUGAUUCGGCAGGGAGAGAGGAAGGCUGCCCAAAGCCUGUUGACUUAUUAUUCCCACACACGCGCUGCCGAGGCGCUUGAGAUUGGACAUAAUCUGAACAAUGCCAUGGAUAGUUAUAUAAAGUUGACCGGGAAAUGGCGUUGGCCUAAGGGGGAUCAGAUCAAUGACAGUGGCGAGGGUAAUGAGACUGUUAAUUGUCUUGUUGGGUUUGACCCUGAUAAGCCAAGAUACCUGCAGGAAUUGGCCGCUGGAAGCAUAACAGACGAAAUCAGUAGGUCACUUUAUGCUCCUUAG